Messenger RNA from Thunnus maccoyii (southern bluefin tuna), 810 nucleotides. RefSeq names its product microsomal glutathione S-transferase 3b (gene mgst3b). The record is from RefSeq and is a predicted model, not a curated record. Gene Ontology annotation, molecular function: glutathione peroxidase activity; glutathione transferase activity. The coding region runs from base 139 to 561 and encodes 140 amino acids. Gene Ontology annotation, cellular component: nuclear envelope; endoplasmic reticulum; membrane. Lineage: Eukaryota; Metazoa; Chordata; Actinopteri; Scombriformes; Scombridae. The transcript has 4 exons.
AGCUCUGUUUACGUUAGUUGCUUCCUCCUUUUACACAACGCUUUAAAGCAGAGUCGCGUCCUCUCCACUCGUCUCGUUUGCGCGCCGUCGUGUUCUGUACACCUGCAGCUUGAAAAGCAGGCUAAGUAUCGACAGGAGAUGGAUAUUCUGACAGUGUUACCGUCCAGUUUUGGAUAUGUCAUAUUUACUUACCUCUACAGCUGGAUAAUGCUGGGCUAUCUCGCGGUCAAGGUUGGGGCUGCCAGAAAGAAGUACGAUGUUAAGUAUCCCACUAUGUACAGUGAUAAGGAACAGGUAUUCAACUGCAUCCAGAGAGCACAUCAGAACACCCUGGAGGUUUACCCUCAAUGGCUUGUUUUCCAGACCAUUGCAGCUCUUGUCUAUCCACUAUCAGCAUCUGUGCUGGGGGCUAUUUGGGUGACCAGCAGGUUGUCCUACGCCUGGGGCUACUACACUGGAGAUCCAGCCAAGAGGAUGAAUGGUGCCUAUGGCUACAUUGGAUACUUUGGAGUCAUCAUCCUUUCCAUAUCUGUAGCCUUGCAAUUGCUUGGAGUUUUUUAAGAUCAUCUUGUAUUUGCCCAUCUGGCUGAAGUGUUUACUCAUUUAUACUGGCUCGCAUGGUACUUUGAAAUGUAGACUAUCAACUAUAAAGUAGCUGUACAGCUUGUUGAACUACUAAUUUCAAAUUAUGAUGCACAACAUAAUAUUUUAUGGACCACUAACUUAAUAGUUGAUGUCUUUUUUUGCAAUAUUGAUUGUGAAUGUAUAUUCAAUGUAAUCAACAACAAUAAAAUACAUGUUGACUAGUGA